GGCCGCAAUUUGCCUGGAAUUUAUGAGUCAGUGGCCAUAUAUCUCUGUAUUACCUGUCAGCCUUGUCAAGGGAAGAUGAAGCAUUAAAGAAGUAAGGUAGGUCUUCUUUUUGUUAGCAACUUCAUCUUCAUUGAUACAACAAUACGGAUAAGCAAGACGACGACCCCUCCGUCGAUCCUCUCUACUUUAUGUUACCCCUGCGACGUUAGCAGGAUCCCCCACUAGACUUCAAACCCAGCCUAUCUUCUUUGAGGCAUAGCGCUUCUAGUUCACAUAUAUCAUCAUCAUUCAGUUCAUAUACAUAUACCCCGAAUCUGGAGGAGAAUCUUACAAAAGUGAUGGAGAAGACAGAACAAACAUCACUGUAUGGGUUCGACUCGCAUGAGACUGCCCUAUGUGUUAUCCCUCCUCGUGAACUUUGGUCAUCAGUGGAUCGCCUGAGAAGUCUUUAUGAUAAGGCGUAUUCUGCGUGGCCUCCCCACGUUAAUCUUAUCUACCCAUUUAUCCAGCCUGAAGUGCUAGGGAGUGCAGCACAAGCACUUGAAGGGCUCGUGCUGCAAGAUCGGCCUCAUCUUGCGCUCGAUGUUGCUGACUGUUUCGAACAUAAAGGUCGCAACACUAUCUUUCUGGGUUCGAGCUCAGGAUCUACUACAACCGAGCUCUUAAAGAUCAGGGACAUAAUCUGCAGUGCUCUUUGUCGUCUACGAGGAGCUCAAAACGAACGCUUCGUUCCUCAUAUGACCAUCGGUCAAAGUGAAGACGCCUCAGCUGCCCCCCAUCAUUUUCUCCUCGAAAAGGCCCGCCUCUUGGCACCGAUAGAAUGGAAAGUAAAAGAAGUUGCUAUUCUUAUUCGCGAUGGUGCACUGGCGCAAGGGGGAAGCGGACCACGGCCUAUGAGGCUUUGGGGGACUCUGGAUCUUGAAUCGGGAAGCUUCCGUCGGAUAACACCGCCUCAAAGUUUCAAUGAUCAUCUAGACAAAAUGUCUACUAUUGCCUUCCAGCCAUGCUAUCAGUCGACCCAGUCUUCAGGGGCCUGGGAAACGGCUGAGUCGACGAACACGUCCCCAGGCACCAGCAAGGUCGUCCUUGAACAGCUGGUUGUUGCUUCUUACAAUGUAUUGGCAGAGUUUGAGUGGCCUCCUCAAUCAUAUCGGCAUCCAGCUCUGAUGGAAAAUUUGCUCUCAGCUCGUGCUGCUGCCGAUAUUGUUGUUCUCCAAGAAGUCACAGACCAUUUUCUUCCUGACCUCCUCUCCAACAAGGAUAUACGUAGUCGCUAUCCUUUCAUCACUCAUGGCCCCCCAGGUCAUUCCGGUAUUGGGCCGUUACCUAGCCUCCUCAAUACUGUCGUCUUGAGUAGAUUUGAGUUUGAAUGGCACCAUCUCCCAUUCCAUAGAAAGCACAAAGGCUGCACCGUGGCCCGGUUUCCCGGCAUCGGUACACGAGAUGCUGACGAUGGGAAAUUCAGACCUUGGAUACUUGUGGCGUGUCAUCUGAGCCAAGGACUUACUGACGGCGCUGUCGCCACCAAGAGGAAAGAAGUCCAGAAGAUGCUCGAUUAUCUGUCUGCCACCUUUCUGCAACACCCAUGCAUCCUUGCUGGAGACUUCAAUCUUGCGACUUCAACUUACACCAUAGAAGCUGCCAAGAAAAAGAAUGAUAUUUCUGCUCAAACUGUUCGUCAGUUGAGAGAUAUCGACCGGGCUAUCUCGGAUUUUGGCUUCUUAGAUACUUGGCUGGCAACGAGACUCGAGUCAGGCGAAUCUUCAGACAUAGCCAACGAGAAGAGGAACGUCUUAGACUCCUUUCAGGGAGAACAAGGGGCUACUUUCGACCCACUGACAAACACGCUGGCAUCUAAUCUCGUUGGAAAUGGGCUGAACAACAGACCGCAGAGGUACGACAAGAUCCUGGUCAAGGCAAAUGGCUACUAUAACCCGCACGGUUUCAAUACUUUUGGUCAGACAAUCUUCGAUUCACCAGAUCAGGGUGUUCCCACAUACGCCAGUGAUCACUGGGGCAUAAGAUGCCUUCUGGUAAAGUCGUCACUCUCUGAUAUAUCUCGAUCUUGUGUCCCUGAGAUGGACAUUGCGCUUCGACGGCCUCCUCCUGGCUUGGCUAACAGCGAAAGCUUGGAGGGCUUCUUGGAAGGACAUGGAUGUUUGCCGAAUGAGCAGGAGAGGACCGACCGGGUUGAAGCGAUCAAGGCCCUUGAAAUGGUUCUUAAAGAUGCUACGUCCUCGAUUGCAGAGAAUGAUCACCGAUCUGGGCCUCCAUUUAUUGUGGUCCCAGUUGGCUCUUAUGGCCUCGGCGUCUGGACAAGUUCUUCUGAUAUCGACUGCCUAUGCAUUGGCCCGUUCAGCUCAAAGACAUUCUUUGCAUUGGCUGUUCAAAGGUUGAAGCGGGCAACGACCUUGGGCAUGAGAAUCUUGCGACGCGUCAAGGCCAAUUCAGGUAACAUGCUGGAGCUAGAAGUCAAUGGCAUCAAAGUCGAUCUCCAGUAUUGUGCAGCUGCAUCGAUAGCUGAAAGGUGGCCUGCGGUUAUGAAGCGCCCAGCCGGCGACCCAGCGUUUGCUUUAUCUUUCCAGGCACUUGCUAAGCUUAAGCCUAUCCGUGAUCUGUUCUACCUUCGCCGCUCACUUCCAGAUAUGGUACAGUAUCGAAUGGCGCACUUGUUCAUCAAAUCCUGGGCCCAGGCGCGAGGCAUUUAUUCGGCAAAGUUUGGAUUCCUCGGUGGUAUUCACAUAAGCGUUCUCCUUGUCCCGGUCUGUAAAACACUGGCCUACGAGAAUGAAACUGUAACCCCAGCCGACAUUGUCGUCACAUUCUUUCAUCAUUACUCGGAAUUCGACUGGAAGAACUCGAUGGUCUUUGAUUCGUUCUUUCACAAAGAAUUGAGAUAUAACCGAACAUUCCGGGAACCCCUUUGCCUGAUCGGUUGGCAUGGCCCAGCACUCAACACUGCUCCUAUCGCGUCUAUCCCAACAGUGGCUACCAUUUCUUCUGAGUUUAGUCGUGCCAAAAAAUUGCUAUCAGAUGACGACUGUACCUGGGGUAAGCUACUCGGUAUUGAACCCGAGACAGCUCUAGGAUCAGCUCAAGCCCCAGCAUCUACAGAGUUUUUGCAUGCAUUCAAAACAUACAUCAAGAUUGAUGCACAUUACUGGGGCCCGUCGCAGGAAAAGAGUGGUCGUUUCAUCGGCUGGCUUGAGUCGCGCUGUGUUAUGCUACUGGUUGGUAAGGGAUGUUUCUCUCCUUUGGCAGAAUGUAUCAUAUUGACAUUGUCUAGAGAUAAACAGGAAGCUGAAGCAUCUUCUCGCACGCAUUUGGCCAUCUCGUUUCUUGGAUGUGUCCGCUGGAGCAGAGACAUCUGGCGCUGAGUAUCAUGGUUGUUACCUCAUUGGUCUUGCAUGGGACGAUGGCUCAAACAAAGAAGAUGCUAAGGAGGUGGGUAUGGCCAUGCAGACAGUGCUACAAGAAUUUGAAGCGAGAAUUUGCCGAGACGAGAAGUACUAUGACUCCCAGUUCUGUUGGAUGAGUGCAACUGUCGCAAAGGCUCAGGAUCUUGGCUCAUUUGAAGUUGAUCAGAGUCUGUGGGGAGUGUAUGGGGGUGAGACAGAUGAUGACGGAUCCGAUGAAGAGCUUGAAGAAGAGCAAGAUUUCGACGAUGGUGAGGAGGAAUCAAAAGGACAUAAGAGCACGGGGUUUGGAUCCCGAGCAGCGAUUGUGGGCAAGACACCAGGGCUGGGCAAGUUUCGCACAGCUGCUGAUGUGCUCAACCGGCUUCGCUGGGACCCCAACUUCGAUUCAGGCGACUACAUCAUUGGCUACGAAGACCGCUUUCUCGGAGCUCGUGAGAGGGCAGUGGAACAUUGGAAGACGGAGCAGACUGACGAGGAAUUUAUCCCGCAGCACCGCAUCCUUUACUUCAAACGGAGGGAGGACAAUUUCAUUGUGUGGGAGCGACGGACGCGAAUCGACGAGAUCUUUGGCAGUGGUGUCACGAUUGAUAGGUGAAGUCUGCCUGUGCAUGACUUGUCAUAAUCGAAUUAAGGGUCCUCAAAUCACAUCAGAGAUCGGCACAGGAACAUGGAUCUGGUCUGACAGAGAAGCGGACUAGCGCGUGUGAAGUAAAUUCGGUGUGCUGCGAGACAGAUGGAUAUGAUGCAUGUGCAUGUGCUAACUUAGAUUAAGUAAAUUACUUCUUAGAUUAUGUGUAUACAUGUUGUGUUGAAAGGCGACAAACAACUUGCUCG
Molecule: messenger RNA, 4253 nt
Organism: Fusarium verticillioides 7600
Lineage: Eukaryota; Fungi; Ascomycota; Sordariomycetes; Hypocreales; Nectriaceae
Exons: 2
Coding region: 339-3377 (1012 amino acids)
Cellular component (GO): nucleus
Molecular function (GO): RNA binding; poly(A) RNA polymerase activity
Source: RefSeq, a predicted model, not a curated record